Molecule: messenger RNA, 1465 nt
Organism: Esox lucius (northern pike)
Lineage: Eukaryota; Metazoa; Chordata; Actinopteri; Esociformes; Esocidae
Gene: rpl7l1
Product: ribosomal protein L7-like 1
Exons: 6
Coding region: 84-833 (249 amino acids)
Biological process (GO): maturation of LSU-rRNA from tricistronic rRNA transcript (SSU-rRNA, 5.8S rRNA, LSU-rRNA)
Cellular component (GO): cytosolic large ribosomal subunit
Molecular function (GO): RNA binding; structural constituent of ribosome
Source: RefSeq, a predicted model, not a curated record
GUGGCAGGUUGUGCAAAUAUGGAGAGACUUUGACACGUCAUUUGUCUGCGCCGAUCCACCUCUACUUACCCAUCGAUUUCGUGAUGGCGGAACAGGAGUCUGAAGUGAAGAGGGUGAUAAAGCUGGUUCCUGAAAACCUGUUGAAGAGGAGGAAAUCUUAUCAAGCUAUCAAAGCCACCGAGGCCAAGCGUGCACUUCUAGAGAAGAGAAAGGUAUCCAAAGGCAAACCAUUGAAGUUCAAGCGCUUAGAGGACUUCCUGAAGGACAGCCAUAAAAAGCAUCGUGAUGACACUCGUAUCAGGAGAGCACAUAAUAGACCAGCUCCACCCAUGCCCCCUGCAAAGAACAGACUGGCCUUUGCUGUCCGCAUCAGAAUGAUCAAAGGAGUCAGUCCCAAAGUUCGGAGGGUGAUUCAGAUGUUACGUCUGAGAAAGAUCUUCAGUGGUGUCUUCGUCAAAGUAAACAAGAAUUCAAUGGGCAUGUUAAAAAUGGUUGAACCCUAUGUGGCAUGGGGGUUCCCCAACUUGAAAUCAGUUCGUGAGCUGAUCUUGAAACGAGGACAGGCAAAGAUCGACAAGCGGAGGGUUGCUCUCACAGACAACACUCUAAUUGAGCAGCAUAUGGGCAAGUUUGGUAUCAUCUGCCUGGAGGACCUGAUUCAUGAGAUCUACUCAGUGGGGAAGAACUUUCGUGUUGUCUCCAACUUCAUAUGGCCAUUCAAGCUGUCUGUGGCUCGUCACGCUGCCAGUGACAAGGCGGGUCUCAUGAAGGACAUAGGCAACCCAGGACCCAGAGGGACAGACAUCAACUCAGUCAUCAGGCAGCUCAACUGAUUGCGCCAAUGUUUCACAUCAGACUUUUUCCUUGAGCUAGUGAUGGACUGUUACCUGUCAUGGGCUAGUCCUUGGUGAUUUGGUAAUGUGUGUCAAGCCGUCGGUACUGGGAUUUACAAUGCUUUAAAAAACCCUUAAGAUUAAGGAUGUAAUGAAUCUGCGUGUUACCACCUCUGGCGCAAAGUUGGAAGUCAUUGUACUGGGCCUGAUUGGUAUGGAUAUUUGGAUUAUGCUGGGAUUAGACAGCAUUGUCCCUGCCUUUGAAAAAUAGGGUGUUCUCAGCGUUACCCCCUCUGCAGUUUGCAGGCCAUUAUAUGGAGAUGUUAAUUGCAUCAUCACUAAUAUGUAGUCAGUGAUGUCACUGUGAUUUUGUGGUGUAUGUGAGAUAAUGUUUUUAUUUUUUUCAAUAAACUGAAAUGAUUUUUGUACUUUGGAGUGCAGUAAAUCUUGCCUCACAGUCGUCUCCUAUCUGUUAAUUAUCAAUUGUAGCAGUUUGGUUUCAGAGAUAAAUGGUUAGGGCUCAUGUGAUUGUGUUUUCUUUGCCAGUCACUUUGCACCAAUUGUAUUUGUUGAGGGGGUGUCUGCUUUUGCUGUAGCGCAUGUCUGUUUCAUUAAAUAUUAUCUUGCCAUUA